AAUCUUUUGGUUCCUUUAUAUGAUUUGAGUCUCGCCCAACUUUUAUGUCCAACUUAGUAAUUGUUAAAUGUUAAAUCUACUUGCAACCAAACUAAUAGAAAACAGUACUCAACAAACCGUGUCCUUCUCAAACAGCUGCACAAUACCGUUAGCAACAACACUGUGUAUAUGCUCAGGAGCAAAAGUUGUGACUAUUGAUGUACAAGCAGCCAAGAAUCUCAUCCAGACAGAUCACGCUUAUCUUGAUGUUAGGACGGUGGAAGAGUUUGUGAAAGGACAUGUGGAUACAGCUAUGAUCAUUAAUAUUCCAUACAUGGUGGAUACAUCUAAGGGCAGGGUGAAGAAUCCAGAUUUUCUGAAGGAAGUUUCAUCUGCUUUCAACAAAGAAGAUCAUGUCGUUGUGGGUUGUCAAAGUGGGGUGAGAUCUCUAUAUGCAACUUCUGAUCUUCUAGCUGAUGGUUUUAAGAAUGUGAAGGACAUGGGAGGAGGUUAUAUGGAUUGGGUUAGAAACAAGUUUCCAGUGAAUACACCAGAAACCAAAGAAGAGCUAUAAUCAAUUAUGUUACAACUUUUAUAGAGUUAAUAGAAUCUACUUAUUACAUACAUACUCCUCUAUUAUGAAUUAAUUUAAUUUUAUCCAA
Messenger RNA from Lathyrus oleraceus (garden pea), 641 nucleotides. Its product is annotated as thiosulfate sulfurtransferase 18. The transcript has 6 exons. Gene Ontology annotation, molecular function: catalytic activity. Lineage: Eukaryota; Viridiplantae; Streptophyta; Magnoliopsida; Fabales; Fabaceae. The record is from RefSeq and is a predicted model, not a curated record. Bases 68 to 553 code for a protein of 161 amino acids.